AUGGCCUCAAGUGACAAUUCACAGGGUACUCAUGCUGCAAAUCCCGAGUUUACCACCCGUGAAUCGUGGAAAGUAAUCAUGAAGACGGUGGAUACACUAGAUGAGGACCUGGUAAAAGGCUACAAAGAGGAUAUUGACACACUUCUGGUUUUUGCCGGUUUGUUCUCGGCGGUCGUGACUGCAUUCACGGUUGAAUCAUAUCAAUGGCUAGAAGAAGACCCUGCCGAUAUAACAGUCGAGCUCCUCACCCAGAUCGUUCAACAGUUAAGCGGUCAAACUCCACCGCCUAGAUCUCCCCUCCAGAAGUUCACACCUUCCGCAUCAGUUGUACGAAUCAACACGUUUUGGUUUCUGAGCCUGACCCUCGCCCUGGUCGAUGCACUCUUUGGUCUCCUCUGUAAACAGUGGGUUCGCGAGCACCAGCGACAAACCAACACACUGACACGAACGCCAGGCCAGGCGUUAGCCCUACGGUGGCUACGAUACCAGAGUUUUGAGCGUUGGCACGUUCCCAAAAUUCUGUCGUCUCUCCCAAUUCUCCUUGAAAUGGCGCUUUUUCUUUUCUUUGCAGGUCUGUUGGAGCUUCUAUGGACUCGUCAUCAUAUUCCAUUUACCAUCGCUCUGGCUAUCCUCGGACUUGCUCUUUUAUUCUACCUCCUGACCACAAUUCUUCCUGGCUUGAGUAUGAUUCGCCAAGUCGUUCGAAUACAUCCCUCCUUUGCUCGUGGCAAUCCGGUAUUUUACCCAUUUGGCAUUUCCCACUUACCAUCAAUCGACUUUAUUUGCCCCUACAAAUCCCCACAAUCGUGGCUCAUAUUCCGGCUCUUUUCAGCUAUGUUUCAUGUUCCAGGUUGCAAACAACUUCUACGUUAUUUCAUCAUCAAGAUUAACCGGUAUUGGAAGGACUACCCAAGUACGCUCGAUGAUACGCUUACCAAAAAUACACUAAAUCUUUCCAACUGGUUAUCACUUGACCUUAACGUCAUACAACGCUUCUCCAGAAUCGAAGGAUGUCCCGACCUCUAUGAAUUCAAGGGAUUCCGAUGGCUCGUGCAGGAGACUCGAGACAUUCCCUCUAUGAUACCCCAUCUCCGGAACGUGUUGGCAGAACUACCCGUACAUCUAGUCAUGCCUGCUGUUUUUGACCGAUGGGGCUCACCGGUCGGAAAGCCUUCAUACGCGGCAGCCGACAUUGACUACGCUCUGAGAUCGUCUCAUGGUAGCGACGUCAACCUAUUCGGUGAUCAAUCAUCAGCGCAUGAUCUGUCUCUUGCUGGCCAGAUUCUGUACUUCCGAAACUGGUUGAGUACUUAUGGGGGAUAUGAACUGGGGGAAGCAGCAGCAGAACUCUGGAAUCGUAUACUCAGAGCACCAAGAAAUAUUCGGUUUAUCAACGCUUUUUUCCGUCCCGAGGAGUUGCUACUGGGCCCACCAAGGUACAGGUGUGGGAAGAUUUUGAGUUUUUUUGGGCAACAUUGGGACGACUUGGACGUCGAGUAUCAAGCUCGAGUUGCAGAGAGGCUAUCCAGGUCUAUCCUCCCCUUCCUCGAAUCACCGGAACAUGAUACCGGACCCACACUCCUCACAUCCGGCUAUGGUUUGGAUUUUUUCACUGCGGUGAAUGAUCAACUUUGCCAAACAAAGGACUUCUUUGAAUGGCGUUACCGCGCUGAACCGUGGAUGUACGUUCUAAGCCAUGUACGACGUAUACAUCAACUACCGCCACACCAUUUCAAGCCGUUGCCCGGUUACCUUCCAAUCCCAUCAGAUGAGCUUAACACGCUCUUGAACGAUUCAUCGGCAUCCAAAUCUGUUUUCGAACCUCUGUUUGAUUCUUAUAAACACUGCUGGGACAACGUGGUAUCCACCUAUCGAAAAAAAGAACUGGUCAAAACAUUAUCGAAUCACAUAUAUCAGUUCAUACCGGUUUCAAGCUCGAAUCCGCCGAGGUUACCAGACGGCAGUCGGAGCUUGUACAAACCACCUUCCGUGACUACCACCUCUGUCUUCCUCACGUCAGACAGUGGCCUCGAAUUUCUAACAUUUGUGAAUGGGAAGCUGGCUGCAGAUGUAGACUUCCAUGAUACACUGAUGAGCGACACUGUUCAGCCGUGGGUAGAUGCUUUAGAGCACAUACAAGUCCUCCAUCGACUGCCCUCUAAAUAUUUCAAACCCAUUCCAACUCGCCACUGGUCGACACGUGAGAUUGUGGGGUUCUAUAGACCGAGAAACCCAAGCAGGCAGAUCCAAAUUGAAUUGGAAGCAGGAGAAAGUCUGGAUGUCUUUAAGACAAAAUCAUUGACAAGCAGUGCCAGUAAUAUUGUAGUGGACCAGGGAAAUCAUAAAGUGAUUGAGGAGAUGAAACAGGACACAGGGAAUUUGGCCAUAAGACAGCACAAGGCAGAGGAUGUAGAUCAGGAACUUGGGGAACUAAAUGCUGCAAAUAAUGUUUGA
Molecule: messenger RNA, 2454 nt
Organism: Marasmius oreades (fairy-ring Marasmius)
Lineage: Eukaryota; Fungi; Basidiomycota; Agaricomycetes; Agaricales; Marasmiaceae
Exons: 3
Coding region: 1-2454 (817 amino acids)
Source: RefSeq, a predicted model, not a curated record